Hevea brasiliensis (rubber tree) is the source of this 2757-nucleotide messenger RNA. Its product is annotated as beta-galactosidase 16. The coding region runs from base 189 to 2582 and encodes 797 amino acids. Gene Ontology annotation, molecular function: beta-galactosidase activity; carbohydrate binding. Gene Ontology annotation, cellular component: cell wall; vacuole. Lineage: Eukaryota; Viridiplantae; Streptophyta; Magnoliopsida; Malpighiales; Euphorbiaceae. Gene Ontology annotation, biological process: carbohydrate metabolic process. The record is from RefSeq and is a predicted model, not a curated record. The transcript is spliced from 19 exons.
UCCAGCACUUGUUUAACUAAAGCUAAUUUUUUGAGUGUGAGCAUUCUGCCUAUAUAAAUGGCUAAGUUCGGUGACUUGUGUGAAUAAAAAGAUUUUCUUUUUCCUCUGAAAUUCCCUAUCUCUACAUUUUGAAAGCAGAACUAGCUGAGCUAAGCUUAGUUACGGCGCUACUAGAAGUGCAUUCCGAGAUGAUUCUUGUGCUGUUAUGCUUUGUGCUGCAAUUAAUGGCAAUCAUCAUCAGCGUCCAAGGACAAGCAGCAGCAGCAGGAGGAGGAGGAGGCAAUGUAACGUACGAUGGAAGAUCCUUAAUCAUCAAUGGCCAACACAGAAUUCUCUUCUCUGGUUCCAUCCAUUAUCCUCGCAGCACUCCUCAGAUGUGGCCAGCUUUGAUAUCCAAAGCCAAGGAGGGAGGUCUAGACGUUAUACAGACCUAUGUUUUCUGGAACCUCCAUGAACCCGUACAAGGACAGUAUGAUUUUAGCGAAAGAAAGGAUAUAAUAAGGUUCAUGAAAGAAAUCCAAGCUCAGGGUCUAUAUGCUACCCUCAGAAUUGGACCUUUUAUUGAAGCUGAAUGGACUUACGGGGGAUUACCAUUUUGGUUGCAUGACAUCCCAGGCAUUGUCUUUCGAUCUGAUAAUCAACCCUUCAAGGAUCACAUGCAGAGGUUUGUAUCCAAAAUAGUGAACAUGAUGAAGUCAGAGAAAUUAUAUGCUUCACAAGGAGGACCAAUCAUAAUAUCACAGAUUGAGAAUGAGUACCAAACAAUUGAAGCAGCUUUUCAUGAGAAAGGGCCAAGAUAUGUUCGUUGGGCUGCAGCUAUGGCCGUGAGUCUUCAAACUGGCGUUCCCUGGGUGAUGUGUAAGCAAAUGGAUGCUCCUGACCCAGUGAUAAAUACAUGCAACGGAAUGCAAUGUGGAGAAACAUUUGCAGGACCCAAUUCACCCAAUAAGCCAUCAAUGUGGACAGAAAACUGGACAAGUUUCUAUCAAGCAUAUGGUGGAGAGACAUACAUGAGAUCAGCUCAAGACAUAGCAUUUCAUGUUGCUUUAUUCAUUGCAAAAAAUGGAAGCUACAUAAAUUACUACAUGUAUCAUGGAGGAACCAAUUUUGGAAGAACAGCCUCCGCAUUUGUAAUAACAAGUUACUAUGAUCAAGCCCCCCUUGACGAGUAUGGUUUAAUUAGGCAACCAAAAUGGGGUCAUCUCAAGGAAUUGCAUACCACAAUAAAGUCAUGCUCAAAGACAUUACUUAAUGGAGCACACGAUACCUUCCCUUUGGGUAAACUACAAGAAGCUUAUGUUUUCAGAGGAAAUUCAGGGGAAUGUGUGGCCUUUCUGGUAAAUAAUGAUAUGAGAAAAGAUGUCAAAGUCCUCUUUCAAAAUAUUUCAUAUGAGUUGCCUCACAAGUCAAUCAGCAUUCUACCAGACUGCAAGACCAUAACCUUUAAUACAGCACAGGUAAACACACAAUCAAGUACAAGGUCUGUCAUAAAGAACCAGAAGUUCAACUCAAUAGAAAGAUGGGAAGAAUACAAAGAAACUAUUGCUACAUUUGAUAAGACUUCUUUAAGAGCAAAAACCUUGUUAGAUCACAUGAGCACAACAAAAGAUACGUCUGAUUAUCUUUGGUACACUUUCAGGUUUCAAAAUAACUUCUCUGAUGCUCAACCUGUAAUAAGAGCCCGUUCACAUGGACACGUUUUGCAUGCAUAUGUCAACGGAGUAUAUGCUGGGUCUGCUCAUGGAAAUCACAAGAAUACAAGUUUCACUCUGGAGAAUUCAGUUUAUUUGAGAAAUGGGACAAACAAUGUCGCCUUUCUUAGUGUAACAGUCGGAUUACCGGAUUCUGGAGCAUAUCUUGAGCGUAAGGUUGCAGGAUUACAUACGGUGAGGAUUCAACACAAGGAUUUCACUAACUAUAAAUGGGGAUAUCAGGUUGGGUUGUUAGGAGAGAAGUUACAAAUUUACACAGAUGAUGCAACAAAUAAAGUUCAAUGGAAUAAGUUUGGAAGCUCUACUUAUCAACCACUCAUAUGGUAUAAGACUCUGUUUGAUGCACCAUCAGGGAAUGACCCAGUUGCACUGAACCUUAGUUCCAUGGGAAAGGGUGAAGUUUGGGUUAAUGGCCAGAGCAUUGGCCGAUAUUGGGUCUCAUUUCACACACCCAAAGGAAAACCUUCCCAAACAAGGUACCAUAUACCUCGAUCUUUCUUGAGACCAACAGGCAACUUAUUAGUUCUACUAGAAGAAGAGAAAGGGUAUCCCCCUAGGAUUACUCUAGACACUAUUUCAAUCAGAAACAUCUGUGGACAUGUAUCUGAAUCACAUUCCUCAGCAGUUCAGCUCAUUUGUCCUCCAAAAAGGAAUAUUUCCAGGAUCCUAUUUGCAAGCUUUGGAACUCCUGUGGGUAGUUGUGGAAGUUAUGCCAUUGGAAACUGUCACUCAUCCACUUCUAGAGCCAUUGUAGAAAAGGUAUGCAUUGGGAAGAGGAAGUGUUCAAUCUUCCAAUCAAAUCAAUUUUUUGAUGGUGACCCGUGUCCAGGCAUCCCUAAAGCUCUGCUAGUUGAGGCCAAAUGCACAUGACAGAUAGGAGUUCUUUAUUAAGGUAGUCAACAAAUUUUAAAUUCAACCUUUUUAAAUUUAAAUGUAGAUGGACAAUGAAUCAUUUAGGGAUGUCAUCAUUAAUCUAGAUACUUGAGUCCUAUUCUCAAACUCUUCGUUUAUUUUCUUCUCUAGUAUAUAUCUUUUUUCAGUUCUA